CGCCGCUGCAUUUGCGCUCAAAGUAGCCGCAAAACAGAGAAGCGAUGCAUGCUGGGGAUUGUAGUUCGGGCGGCAAAGUCACCUGACAGCGUGGGAUCUGGCGGAGUACGGAAAGCGAGAGAGGUCAGAAGGAAUGGGUCAGUGACAAUCAACGCGGGAAAUAAUACCAUAGGUUCUGUCCCACAGAACUGCCGGUGCCUUUUUUGACAGAAGAGCUGGUUUGUGGGAUAUCACUGCUCCCAGCCAUGAUUCCUGCAGGGAGUAGGAACGUCUCUGUGCUCCGGUGAUGGUUAUUUUGAGCAGGGUUCUAGCCCUCAGCAAGUUUACGUUUGCAGCUCGUCCUGCAGUUCGUUUCUGCUCUCAUCGUGCCGCAGCAGAAAUGGCCUUGAGGAUCCCAGUUAAUAAAGUUCUGUGUGUGGCGGAAAAGAACGAUGCUGCCAAAGGGAUUGCAGAUCUUAUGUCCAAUAGCAGAAUGCGGAGGAGGGAAGGUUUCUCCAAGUUUAACAAGAUUUAUGAAUAUGAAUAUCAUUUGUUUGGAAAGGACGUGACUGUGGUGAUGACUUCUGUAUCAGGACAUCUGUUAGCUCUCGACUUCCAGGACCACAUGAAAAAAUGGCACAGCUGCAACCCGGUGUCUCUGUUUGAGGCAGAGGUGCAGAAGUACUGCCCUGAUGACUUUGUAAACAUAAAGCGGACCCUGGAGCGGGAGGUGCGACAGUGUCAGGCUCUCAUAAUAUGGACUGAUUGUGACAGAGAGGGAGAAAACAUUGGCUUUGAGAUCAUCCAUGUCUGCAAAUCAGUCAAGCCAAACUUGCAGGUUUUCCGGGCCCGGUUCUCCGAGAUCACUCCUCGUUCCAUCCGGAUGGCUUGUGAGCACCUGGUACAACCUGACCAGAACAUCAGCGACGCGGUAGAUGUACGAAUGGAGCUUGACCUGCGGAUAGGUGCUGCUUUCACAAGGUUCCAAACCCUCCGCCUUCAGAAGAUGUUUCCCUCUGUGCUGUCCAAUCAGCUCAUCAGCUACGGCAGCUGCCAGUUUCCCACCUUGGGGUUCGUGGUGGAGAGAUUUAAAGCCAUCCAGGCUUUUAUUCCUGAAACCUUCUACAAGAUUAAAGUGACUCAUGAACACGAAGAUGGACUGGUGGAGUUUAGCUGGAAACGGAACCGUCUGUUUAACCACACGGCUUGCCUGGUUCUCUAUCAGAUCUGCAUGGAGGAUCCUAUGGCUACUGUGAUGGAGGUGGGAAGUAAACCAAAGAGCAAGUGGAGACCUGUGGCUUUAGACACUGUGGAGCUGGAAAAGCUGGCAUCCCGCAAGCUGAAAAUUGGAGCCAAGGAAACCAUGAAGGUGGCAGAGAAGCUUUAUACUCAAGGAUUCAUCAGUUAUCCCCGCACAGAAACCAACAUUUUCCCCAAGGACCUUAACCUGACAUCUCUGGUUGAGCAGCAGACGCACGACCAUCAGUGGGGAGGCUUCGCGCAGCGAAUCUUGGAGAGGGGUGGGCCGACCCCACGGAACGGCAACAAGACAGAUCAGGCUCACCCUCCCAUCCAUCCCACUAAAUACACCAACAGUCUGCAGGGAAAUGAACAGCGGAUCUACGAGUUUAUUGUGCGCCACUUCUUGGCAUGUUGCUCCCAAGAUGCACAGGGCCAGGAGACCACGGUGGAGAUCGACAUUGCUGCCGAGCGCUUUGUCGCUCAUGGACUGAUGAUCAUCGCUAGGAACUAUCUAGAUGUCUAUCCCUAUGAUAAAUGGAAUACAAAGAUCAUCCCCGUCUAUGAGAUGGGCACCCGCUUUCAGCCCAGCACGGUGGAGAUGGUGGACGGGGAGACCAGCCCCCCGCAGCUUUUAACAGAAGCCGAUCUCAUUUCCCUGAUGGAAAAGCAUGGGAUUGGUACUGAUGCCACCCACGCUGAGCACAUUGAGACCAUCAAGUCGCGCAUGUAUGUGGGUCUCACACCAGAGCAGAGGUUUCUUCCUGGGGAGCUUGGAAUGGGGCUUGUGGAAGGGUAUGAUUCUAUGGGCUUUGAAAUGUCAAAACCGGACUUGCGCGCUGAGCUGGAGUCGGACCUGAAGCUGAUCUGUGAAGGGAAGAAGGAUAAAUUUUCAGUGCUGAGACUGCAGGUACAGAAGUACAAGCAGGUCUUUGUGGAGGCAGCAGCCAAAGCCACCAAGUUGGACGAGGCCUUGUCUCAGUAUUUUGGCCAAGCAGCACAGCCGGUGCCACAGGAGGAAAUCUAUGCCGACACCCCACUUCCUGUACGGAAAUGCCCUCAGUGCAACAAGGACAUGGUGCUGAAGACCAAGAGGGAUGGAGGGUUCUUCCUUUCCUGCGUGGGGUAUCCCGGCUGUAAGUCGUCCGUCUGGUUCCCCAGCUUUGUCUUGGAGGUCUCAAGGGAUGAAAGUAUCUGCGGCACGUGCAAGCCACACCCAGUGUACAAGCUGAAGAUGAAGUUUAAGCGCGGCAGUGUCCCGCCCCUCAUGCCGCUGGAGUUUGUCGGCUGCAUCGGCGGUUGCGACGAAACACUUCGGGAAAUCCUGGACCUGAAAUAUCUGCAUGGCGGUAACAGGGCCCCCCAGGCAGCCCCACGAGAGAGCAACCACUUGCAGGUGAACCAGACCAGUAAUCGUAUGGGGAACAGCGGGGAUGGCCGAGGGCGCCAACCGCAGGCUAAAACUCUGAAACCUCCUGUGGCCAAACCUUCUGCCUCCAGAGGAGUUGCCCCCACCCCCAGCAGCAGUGAGAGCAAUGAAGUGGUGUGUAAUUGUGGUGUAGCGGCCGUGCAGCUGACUGUACGUAAGGAAGGACCCAACCAGGGCCGGCCCUUCUACAAGUGCAACGGCGGAGCCUGCAACUUUUUCUUAUGGGCGGAUCAGGCCGAUAGUGGCAGUCCGAAUGCUCAGGGUGGGCACACUACAGGGCGUCCUUCCAAUGCCUUCAGCAACCCGAGGGCAUCCGAUAGCUUUAGGCCUGCAGGAGGGGGCAGCGAGCCAGGAUCUGAGGGGCAGGCAGUGUGUAUGUGCAACCAACCCGCCGUCACCCGUACUGUCCAGAAGGAUGGCGCCAACAAAGGGCGGCAGUUCCAUACCUGCUCCAAACCCAGAGAGCAGCAGUGCGGCUUCUUCCAGUGGGCCGAUGAGAACGUUCCUCCAGCCUCCUCCAGUGAAUUCUCCGGUUCCUUCGGGGGAAGUUCAUUCAGCGGAGGAUCAGGGGCCCCACGAGGCUUUGGGAAGAAAAACAAACGUUCUGAGAGCAGUUUCUCGGGCCCAGUAGCAAAGAAGCAGAGAUCUUGUGGGAUCUGCCACCAACCGGGGCACAACAGAACCAACUGCCCUCAGAACAGAUGAGAAACUAAGAGUUUUUAUUGGAACGUUUUACAGCGUCAAUUAGUGGGAAGUUUAGAUUCCAACAAAAAGCGUUGUUAUCACAGACUUUUUAGCAAGGCAUGGCGAGUCUAUAUGUACAUUCAAAUGUAAAAUAAUUGUUUUGGAACUUGUUUGUAUAUUUUUUAUGUUGGAUGGAGAAAUAAUUUUAUACAAUACAUGUGUUCAGAGAUGUUCUAUUAAACAUACAUUUUUAUAAAUAA
This is a messenger RNA of Xenopus tropicalis (tropical clawed frog), 3591 nucleotides long. It is a transcript of the gene top3a, whose product is annotated as DNA topoisomerase III alpha. Gene Ontology annotation, cellular component: chromosome; mitochondrial matrix; nucleoplasm. The record is from RefSeq and is a predicted model, not a curated record. Gene Ontology annotation, biological process: DNA topological change. NCBI's taxonomy places the organism in Eukaryota, Metazoa, Chordata, Amphibia, Anura, Pipidae. Gene Ontology annotation, molecular function: zinc ion binding; DNA topoisomerase type I (single strand cut, ATP-independent) activity; DNA topoisomerase activity. The transcript has 20 exons. Bases 287 to 3352 code for a protein of 1021 amino acids.